This is a messenger RNA of Arachis duranensis, 1057 nucleotides long. RefSeq lists its product as uncharacterized. The record is from RefSeq and is a predicted model, not a curated record. The transcript is spliced from 3 exons. Bases 62 to 940 code for a protein of 292 amino acids. NCBI's taxonomy places the organism in Eukaryota, Viridiplantae, Streptophyta, Magnoliopsida, Fabales, Fabaceae.
GUUAUUUUGUAAGAAUUAUGAAAAAUCAUCAAACAAUGAGUGAGAAGUUUGAGAAAUUCAUAUGGACCAUCAAAAUAAUUUCUCCGUGCUGGUGGAGUUUGAUAAGUACCAGUUUGUUUUUGGUGGCUAUACAUGGAGCAUUUCUGUGGGUAUAGAUGAAAAUCGCUUUAUGGUCUUUAUCUUGGAAGUUGUUGAUUGGAUUCAAGGACACAGCAUCACUACAAAUUUCAAGUUCUCAUUUGUUAAUCAGAGGGUUGGCACACUCGUAAAAUCAAUAGCAACAGAUGGACAGGUAAGAUUCACUGAAGAUACUCAUCGUGGAAGUUGUGUUUUCAGUUGGAGGACGUCUUUGGAUCCAUUAGAACUUACUUUUAAUGAUAAUUUGGUCAUUGUUGCCGAAUUCUUCAUGAAGGAAUCACCACAUCAUCAUAAACAAUUAGAUGAUGGAACUAGUAACACUAUUAUUGAUGAUUCCUCAAAACCAUGUUUUCAUGUUUAUGAAGAUUUUGAGAACACAAAGGAAAAGGGUUUUGUUCAAUUGGCAGAGGAAGCUUGCCGCAAGCAUCCAUCAGUCAUUGAAUGUCAUAAGAACAAAAAUCAUAGUUCUAUGUUCACCAAAUGGGGAUUCAUGGCAUUGGGAAGAGUGUUACAUUUUCUUAAGACUAAGAAGGUGAAGGAUAUGAAUGAUGAAGCUUGCAAGGAACUACAAGUUUUAUGGAAAGAAGUCAAUGCUUUCGGAUUUGAUGAUUUGGCUUGGUUGGAGCCUCAUGUUAAGUGUGCUUUGGGCAUGAGGAAUUAUAAGGAGAGAACUAUGCAUGUGAAAAAAAUGAAGGAGAAUGUGGCAGCUCUUGAAGUUGAUCUUAAAGUGGCAAGAGAAGAAUUGGUUAAAGCUGAAGAAGGUUUUGAAGAAAGGGACUUAAAUGAUGUGUUGGGAUAUUGAAGACCUACACAGCUAGGUUGGUUUCACUUUUGUGUAGAAUGUUUUUAAUUAAAAAUAUUGGUUAUUAAUUUUCUAUCUAAGUGAUUAAUUACUUUAGUGUCAAAUGAGUUAUUUGGA